AUGUCAAGAGACUCUCCCUCUGGCCUGGAUGACAUGGUCCCUACACAGCAUGAGGCAGAAACUGAGGAUACAUGUUCGGAGACUAGGGAAGAUAGCAGCGGCUCCAAUAACGAUCAGACUGCACAUGCUGAUAACCAUGCCCCCGCUUCUGCGGAGGACGGUCCAAACUCCGUCGGUCUGGACAACCCCAACAAUCCUUACUCAGGGGACCACGGUGUGUUCUCACCGCACCCAGUCGACCAAAUCCCGCCCCAACAGGCUCGGGAGUGGUUCGAUGAAGUGGACGACUCGGAGUUUCCGGCGCACCCCAUAGACCAAAUCCCCAUCAAUCAACGUUUCUGGAUGAUUCGUGCUUCGUGA
Molecule: messenger RNA, 360 nt
Organism: Cantharellus anzutake
Lineage: Eukaryota; Fungi; Basidiomycota; Agaricomycetes; Cantharellales; Hydnaceae
Exons: 4
Coding region: 1-360 (119 amino acids)
Source: RefSeq, a predicted model, not a curated record